AUGCAAGAAGGACGUCCAGUGGUAUCGGAUGAAUUUCUCUCAUCAAGUAGCCUAAACCUAACAACACCAAUAGUCCCAGUAUCGUAUUUCACAAGCACAUCAUCAUCACCUACCACUUCGAUAUCGAGCAGUAACAAUGAGGAUGUUCUGAAUCAGAUCGAAUCCUCGUUAACAACAACAGAUUACGAUGAGCUGCCCGAUUGGUGUAAUGUGCUGUCGUCGGACUGUGAAUGCCACAUUUUAUAUCAGUUUUACGAUUAUGAAGAGGUGUUAAUGCUCGGCUUGAUCACACUACCGAUCAUCAUAUUCGGUCUGUGCGCUAACCUCACCUCUGUUCGUAUUUUCACGCAUCGUCUCAUGAUAAAUUCAUCGAUAAAUUGGUAUCUUGGAGUGUUGUCGUGCUCGGACACAUUCAUUCUAUUCUCUGCAUUCUUUGUGCUUUCGUUGCCCAGGAUCGGCGAAUAUACGGGUUUUUGGGCGGCCACAAGUUGCAGGUGA
Molecule: messenger RNA, 498 nt
Organism: Anisakis simplex (herring worm)
Lineage: Eukaryota; Metazoa; Nematoda; Chromadorea; Rhabditida; Anisakidae
Source: the annotation of a GenBank genome assembly